AUGGAGCAGUUCAACUAUUCCAGAGUCUCUGAAUUUGUGUUACUUGGACUUACUGAUUCUCCUGUGCUCCAGAUUUUCUUCUUUGUGAUGUUUUCCAUUUUUUAUUUAAUGACCAUGCUGGGCAACUGCCUGAUUUUGCUCACGGUCUUGUCUACCCCACAACUUCACUCCCCCAUGUAUUUCCUGCUAAGCAAUCUCUCUCUCAUUGACAUGUGCUUGUCCUCCUUUGCCACUCCAAAGAUGAUCACAGACUUCUUCACUCAGCGCAAGACCAUCUCCUUUGAAGGCUGCAUUUCUCAGAUCUUCUUAUUGCACCUCUUUACUGGGACUGAGAUUGUGCUGCUGAUCUCUAUGUCUUUUGACAGGUACAUUGCCAUAUGCAAACCUCUCCGUUAUUCAACAAUUAUAAGCCACAGAGUAUGUGUUGGGCUUGUGGUAACUUCUUGGACAGUGGGCUUCCUGCAUACAAUGAGCCAGUUAGCUUUUACUCUCUAUUUACCCUUCUGUGGUCCCAAUGUUAUAGACAGUUUCUUCUGCGACCUUCCUUUGGUCAUCCAGCUGGCUUGUAUAGAUGUGUAUGUUCUUGGAAUCUUUAUGAUCUCCAGCAGUGGUGUGAUUGCUCUUAUAAGUUUUCUACUUUUGCUUUCCUCCUACAUCAUUGUUCUUGUUACUAUAAAGGAUCACUCUUCCACAGGAUCAUCUAAGGCUUUUUCUACCUGCACUGCACAUUUCAUUGUUGUGUUACUGUUCUUUGGACCCUGCAUCUUCAUCUAUGUGUGGCCUUUCACAAACUUCCUGGUGGACAAAGUUCUCUCUGUUUUCUAUACCAUCUUCACUCCCUUUUUGAAUCCACUUAUCUAUACUUUGAGAAAUCAGGAAGUGAAAACAGCUGUGAUGAAGAAACUAAGUAACCGAUAUUUAAAUCUUAGGAUGACCACAUUAAGAUAUCCAGUGCAAUGA
Messenger RNA from Artibeus jamaicensis (Jamaican fruit-eating bat), 960 nucleotides. Its product is annotated as olfactory receptor 4K2. Gene Ontology annotation, molecular function: olfactory receptor activity; G protein-coupled receptor activity. Lineage: Eukaryota; Metazoa; Chordata; Mammalia; Chiroptera; Phyllostomidae. The record is from RefSeq and is a predicted model, not a curated record. Gene Ontology annotation, biological process: G protein-coupled receptor signaling pathway. Gene Ontology annotation, cellular component: membrane. Bases 1 to 960 code for a protein of 319 amino acids. The transcript has a single exon.